This is a messenger RNA of Chanos chanos (milkfish), 852 nucleotides long. It is a transcript of the gene tmem74, whose product is annotated as transmembrane protein 74. Bases 1 to 852 code for a protein of 283 amino acids. The record is from RefSeq and is a predicted model, not a curated record. NCBI's taxonomy places the organism in Eukaryota, Metazoa, Chordata, Actinopteri, Gonorynchiformes, Chanidae. The transcript has a single exon.
AUGGCCUCUCUGGAGCUCCUUUACAUAGACAAUAGAGGAAGAACAAAUGAUGUCCUUGAUUGGGCAUCAAAUCCGCAUCAUGUUCAUAGGUCAAGUAGUCCAGCCGGAGAAGCAAUCUCAAGAGUGCAUGACUACACUCACGCUCAGAAUGCGACUGUCAGCGAAGGACAAUGUAAUUCAGCACCACGGACGGCUCCACACAAAGGGCUGCCUGGCAGACAGUACCAUCAAACAGCGGAGAAGGUCAAAGUGUGCUGCGACGAGGAAUUAGAGACUUCUUUUACUUACGUCGAUGAAAAUGUCAAUCUACGAUUGGCAAGCCCGGACACUAAUGGGAAAACCUCCAUCCGCGGGACAUCUUGCCACAGCUCCUCAAACGAAAUUCGUCCGGAGGGAUUUCAGGAGCUUUCGUUAAUGUCUGACACUGAUCUCGCCUCGGAGAGUUCUGGAAAAUCCGUGGAUUACGGAUUUAUCAGUGCGGUAACGUUCCUCGUCACCGGCAUCUCGCUAGUUAUCAUAUCCUACGCAGUGCCUCGUGAAGUUACAGUGAAUCCAGACAGCGUCUCCGCUAGGGAGAUGGAAAGGCUUGAGAACGAGAGCGCAAGAAUAGGUGCUCACCUGGACAGGUGUGUGAUUGCUGGGCUAUGCCUUCUUACGCUGGGUGGAGUAGUGCUGUCUACAUUAUUGAUGAUAUCCAUGUGGAAGGGGGAAAUGUACAGGAGAAAAGCCUUCGCGUAUUCCAAGCACUCGGCAAAACUUUAUGGCUCCAUUAAUUUUAAAACAAGGUCAAGCCCCAGUCGAUCGUCUCCACACAGCUUUGUUGAAGAGGACAAUAACGACACUCUCAGCUGA